Molecule: messenger RNA, 1143 nt
Organism: Oikopleura dioica
Lineage: Eukaryota; Metazoa; Chordata; Appendicularia; Copelata; Oikopleuridae
Source: the annotation of a GenBank genome assembly
AUGACCCUUUUUGGCAAUUCGGGGAGCAGUUUCGGAUCUUCAAGCAAUUCAAACAGCAACAAAGAGCAUUUUAUUCAAGAAGUUCCGAACGAUACAGUCUCUAGGCUUCGAUUUACUGGUGCAAAUUCUUCAAAUGGACAGUUCUUGGCUUCGACUUCUUGGGCAAAUGAUGUUAGAAUCUGGCAAGUAGCGACUCAGAGUUCUGGCGGUAGCUUUGGAAAUAAUGGAAAUUUCCAAAUGGCGACUCAAGCAAAAGCUAUGAAAAAUCACGAAGGUCCGGUUCUCGAUUGCUGCUGGACUGGAGACAAUACCAAGCUGUUUUCUGUUGGAGCGGAUAAGAAAGGAAUGUUGUGGGAUCUUGGAGCUGAUAGCUUCAAUCAAGUUGCGGCACAUGACCAGCCGAUCACUUGUUGUGCCUAUGCGAAGGGGAAUAAUUACGAAUGCAUGGUUACUGGAAGUUUGGAUAAAACGAUCAAAAUGUGGGAUAUGCGACAAUCUACUCCAGCGAAAACUUUUAACUGCCCAGAGAGAGUGUACGCGAUGGACUUGAUGAUGCCGAUCAUGGUCGCCGUCACAGCCGACAAGAAGCUCCUUGGUUACAGAAUGGACAACGAUCCGUCAGAGUGGAAAGUAUUCGAGUCACAGCUCAAGCAGCAAUUAAGAUGCAUUUCAAUCUUCAAGAAUAAAAACGGAACCGAGCCGUUUGGCUUUGCUUGUGGAUCUAUUGAGGGAAGAGUUGCCAUUCACAAUUUCCAGCCAGACAAGCCAGUUGAUAACUUCACAUUCAAAUGCCACAGAGGACCGAACAACACAAGCUCGAGAGAUGCUCAAGAAAUUUACCCAGUCAACGACAUCGCCUUCCAUCCAAAUUACACCGGUCUUUUGGCGACUGUCGGCUCAGAUGGAAAAUAUACCUUCUGGGACAAGGACAACCGAACGAAAAUCCACGGCGCUCAAAAUAUGAACACAAAUAACGACCCGAAGAAGUCGAUUUCUUGCUGUACUGUCGAUCACGAAGGAAAGAUAUUUGCAUACAGCGUCGGUUACGAUUGGCACAGAGGUCACGAAUCUAACGAUCCAAACACGAAGCCACAGAUUGUUCUCAGAAACGUCGUGGAUGAGUUCAAGCCAAAAAGUAAGUAA